AUGCGGCCGAAAUCAAAACACAAGACAAAAUACUCUCCCUUCCUCCUCCUCCUCCUCCUCCUCCUCCUUCUCCUCCUCCUACUCCUCCUCCUCCUCCUCCUCCUCCUGCCGCAGGGCAUCAACAGUCGCCUGAUGAGCCUCCGCUUGCCUCUCCGGGGAGGUAAAUUAGCCACCAUCAUCAGCGCCUACAUCCGAACAAUGACCGGCUCUAAAGAGGCGGAGACAAACUUCUACGAAGACAUGCAGACUCUCCUGGCGUCUGUACCGAAGGCGGAUAAGUUGAUUGUCCUCGGUGAAUUCAACGUCCACGUCGGCACAGACCAUUCUGUCUGGAUAGGAGUGCUGAACCCACAUGGAAUCACCGGUUGCAACGACAACGACCUUCUUCUCCUGCAGACCUGCGCUGAACACCGUGUCCAGCUCACCAACACAUCCCUUCGCCUGCCAAUGCGGAAGGCCACCUGGAUACACCCCGCUAUCGCGGCGCCGGCAGAUGAUGGACUAUGUUCUCGCUCAGCGGCGGCAUCAACAGGCGAUCUCAGACGCCGAUGA
Messenger RNA from Spirometra erinaceieuropaei, 552 nucleotides. NCBI's taxonomy places the organism in Eukaryota, Metazoa, Platyhelminthes, Cestoda, Diphyllobothriidea, Diphyllobothriidae. The record is from the annotation of a GenBank genome assembly.